Molecule: messenger RNA, 3739 nt
Organism: Stereum hirsutum FP-91666 SS1
Lineage: Eukaryota; Fungi; Basidiomycota; Agaricomycetes; Russulales; Stereaceae
Exons: 3
Coding region: 1-3150 (1049 amino acids)
Biological process (GO): nuclear envelope organization
Cellular component (GO): meiotic nuclear membrane microtubule tethering complex; nuclear envelope
Molecular function (GO): protein-membrane adaptor activity
Source: RefSeq, a predicted model, not a curated record
AUGUCCUUCUCGGGAACUCCUCUCGGUCAAGGCAGACGUCUCGAUCACCACACUUUUCUCAACAAGACAAACCCGAACAACCAUAUCAACUUGCCCCGCGCUCCUGCUUCUCCCCCUAAAGAUCGUCCUGUUCCCGCGUCCUACGCGUACGGCGCGCCCACGCUCGGAACACGUUCACCCCCUAAAUCAGGUGCAUCUAUUAGCCAGGAGGAUAACGCACUUGCACGCUUCGCACGUCUCAAGCAACGCCAACAAUUAUCUUCGUCCUCGUCUCAAACUCAGACCCAGACCAAAACUCUAGAACCAACAAGGUGGGCCGUACGAGACACCUCCGUCCAAGUCGCCAACGCAUUCCAACAAGCCGCUACAUCGUCCAACCCCGUCGUAUCCACCUCAUACUCUCAAUCCCAGUCCUAUUCCGACGGGCCCAGUAAUUCCAGCAUGAACCCUACCGAUGCGUGGGCCUCUCAAGGCUCCCGCAGCACACAACAGAUCCCUCGAUCCACAUCCGCCGAGUUCGAACAACAGGCCUCCACACACGGUGGUCGUCGUUUCGCCGAACCUCCCAAACGCAACGGCGGUCCUCCGCCAGCCAAGUCGACGGGUACUGCCACCCGUCAAGCGAUUCCUUCCAACGGCUCCUUGACCAUCAUACCCGAUUCGGAAGGUGAAGACGAGCUGUUUCGACGCCGAGAUCCUAUGACGCGCGGAAAGAGCCCUAUCGAUACCGCGGUGGAUAUCGCCAAACGAGCUGCAUUCUAUCUGCGUCAGAAACCGUCCGAUAUUCCUGCAGACGAUUCGGUGGCACAAGUCGAAGCGUACGUGAAUGGCAAUGGCCACAACCCCCAAGAAUCGUAUGAUUACUCGAAUGAAGAGAGGGAGUAUCAGAAGGAGAUGGAGGCACAGAACCAGAAGUCCGCUUCUCAACGGCGCACAGCUCCGGGCGUCCAUAAGCGUGGACGGAUUUCGGUCGACAACAAAGCUUAUAAGCCUACCAUAUCAGAUUACGAAGAUUCGGACGGAGAGCUGUCGGAUGACGGAAAGAAGAGGAGGAAAAAGAAGAAGAAAGAUCUCAGUGGGUUGUCGCUACCGAUCAUGGCAGGAGAGAAGAGGAAAAGGCGCAAAAGCAGAGGGUCCAAAGGCGACAUGCAAGCGGGAUCGGAUGAAGAAGAAGGGAGCGAGAGCGAACAUUCUCAUUCUCGGUCAGUACAUUCUCAACCACCCACUCAAGUAAUCGAACAACAGCAAUCUCAGCAAUCUCAGCAACGUGCCUCUGUUACUCGGUCCCUCCCUCCACCCUCACGCGCCUCCGCUUCGCGUACAUCCGCACCUCCCGAACCCUUAGCCCAAGACGACCGCUCUCUCGAACAAGCUGAACAAGGGCAAUCCUCGUUGGACUCUGUUCCCGAAGAAGUCUACGAAGAGUAUCACGAAGCUCCCAUGGUCCGACCAUCACACCCCUACGCUCGCCGUCGCGGUCGCGCUUUCAGCGUCGGGGGUCUGCUAGGCAAACUCGUCCACGCCCUAUAUCUAUUCGGCGUACGGAGCGUGACGUUGUUCUUCUGGGCGAUCUCGGAGUUCACCAGAGUGGUCGGGAAGACGCUGGGCAUGACGUUGAAGCCGGUAACAUUCGUGACGGACAUGCCGACCACGCCACUCCUCAAAGGAGCCGGUUGGAUCCUCGCACUCGCGAUGCUAUGGGGCGCUUGGAACAAUAUGCCUUCGAAUCUCAUGGACUACGUCCCUCACGUAUCGCUACCCUCGCGGUCAUCAGGUCAUCCCGCAUACCAGGCCCCGGAGCUUCCUGCUGCCAAUGUCGCGGAGAUCUCACAGCGGCUACUCAGCUUGGAGAACGCCCUCGCAGGCCUUUCCCUCGAGACCGAACGGACGCGGGCGAGCACAUCGGCGAAGCAUAACGAACUGCUUGGACAACUUGGACAGAUCGAAACGCAGGUGCAGAAGGAGAAUAGAAGGGCUAUCGAGGCGGAGAGUCAGUAUUCUAGCGCGGCUUCGCAGAGCCUGCUGCUCGUUCGGAGGGAGAUCGACAGUCUCCAGGAGGCACUCAAGUCUGGGGAGUACACCCAAGAGAAGACCACGGUGGUCGAGAAGAUCAUCGAGAGCACUGGCCCUAGCAGCGACGAGGAAGCGAGGGCGAAGUUAGCUGCACUAGAGGAAAGGGUCAAUGGCGUCGAAGGUGGCGUCAAGGAGGCGCUGGAGAUUGGCAAGACGGCGGUGAAGGCCGGUGGCGCUGCGGCUGGAGGUGCCGCGACUUGGUGGCAGCGGUCGUCUUCGUCUGCGAACAAGGGUCUGACGAUCAAGUCGGGCGACGGACAGGACGUGACGGCGUUGAUCGAUCAUAUGGUCGAGUCGGCGGUGUCCAGGCGAGGGAGAGAUGGUAUCGCGAAGCCCGAUUUCGCGUUGAACUCUGGAGGCGCCAGCGUCAUUCCCGCACUCACGUCCGAGACGCUUGAGAUCAAAGUCGAAGGACUCAAGGCCUUGCUCGGGCUCUUCACCGGCUACGGUGGCGUCAUUGGAAGGCCACCCAUCACUGCGCUCCACCACGAGAACCAUAACGGACACUGUUGGCCAUUCGAGGGCUCGCAGGGGCAUCUGGGUGUGCAGUUGGCUCACCCGGCGUACGUGGAGGAGAUCUCGAUUGAUCAUGUCGCUCGAGAGGUCGCCUGGGAUUUGAGGAGCGCACCGAGGGAGAUGGAGGUCUGGGGUUUGAUUGAGGGCAAGGCUAAUUUCGAGAAGGUCAGGGAGUGGAAGGUCGCUAAGGCUGCAGAGCGCUUGCAGAAAGCGGACGAGGCGGGCAUCUCGACGGACUCGGCCGACGUUACUGUCCUCGACGACGAAGGUGAAGAAUAUCCUGACUUCUUGCCGCGGGAUAUGAUGUUCGUCCGGAUCGCCAGCUUCGAGUAUGACGUACGGAGGGACGAGGAGAUCCAGACGUUCCCGGUGGAUGAGGAGGUCAAGGCUCUCGGAAUCGACUUUGGAGUGGUGGUGUUGAGCGUGAAGUCGAACUGGGGUAAGGAGUUCACAUGCCUCUAUAGGAUGAGGGUGCAUGGUCAGAGGAUGCAGGAUACCUUGGCGGAUUCGGAGACGACACCCACGGACGCGCCGGAGCCUGAGCCCACACAGGCUCCUUAAUCGCACUCAGCCGCCCCGUCCUCAAGUUUCAAUCGUUAUGCCCUCCUCCGACAUCAUCAUGCCUCAUGCCUCAUGCCCUCCAUAUUCCACAUGUUCGAUAACUGCAAGCAAUUCCUUACGUCUAAAUAACUCGACGAUAUAUGGCGAACUCACUCUCCGGAUACUCAUGCACAUAUACUAUCUUUGUUGUCUGUAGUACCUUACACAAUGCGUUCCCCCACAUUACAUAUUGCUCGCCUUCUUCCAUUCGUUCAGGUCUCUCUUGCUCUCGAUGCAUGCUCGCUAGGUCCACUCACGAACGUCCUCCUUUAUGAUAGUACUUUAUUAUCUUUACACCUCUUCUCUCUCUCUCGUCGUAACCCGUAUCUGCUUCUUUAUAGUUUCCCUGCUUCGCUGUCUUCAAAGCCUUCGUGUGUGCAUAGUUCUGAAUUGCUUUUCUUUUCGUUCGUCGACUUCUCUAUUUCCUAUUGGUACUGAUGUAGUGUCGGAAGUGCAGUUACAGUGAAUCUUCUCGUAGUUCUUUUUUCUUCUUAUAGUAGGUAAUAGCGUAAGUACAUCGCUAUGGCUGAGGUGUCAAUGUCAAAUUAGC